Molecule: messenger RNA, 728 nt
Organism: Umbelopsis ramanniana AG
Lineage: Eukaryota; Fungi; Mucoromycota; Umbelopsidomycetes; Umbelopsidales; Umbelopsidaceae
Exons: 1
Coding region: 224-412 (62 amino acids)
Source: RefSeq, a predicted model, not a curated record
AUGCACCAUCGUCCAAUAUCUUUUCCACCUUUCUCACGCCAUUAGCUCCGCCAACGCUCAAUUGCGAGUUAAAGACGUCCAACCGGACCUUGCAAAGGCACGAAUGUCUCUGUUCUGGGCAGCCAAAACGACGUUGGCCAAUGGAAUGCAACUUUUGGGAGUAGAACCUUUGGAACGAAUGUAGAAGACAAUUGAUGUCACUGCCAUAAACGGCACGUUCGGAAUGUUGAUGAAAGGAAUCUCCUACUCACCAGCCACUAGACUGCAUUUUUUUUUUCUUCUCUUCUUGUUGUUUGUUCCUUGCCCUUUAUUUUUCUUUCAUUGCCUUUUGAAUUCCCAGUGCGGACGUUUGGAAGCACUCCUUGUGUCAGUUCAUCUUACCCUGCAUCUCUUUCCAUUCCCCACUUUGUAAACAAUGACCAUAGUCAUUGUUUAAAUUCCCAAUUGUCGGCGGUGCAGACCCUAAUUUUUUUUUAAUUGAAUCAUAACAAACACGCUUGUCUCUUUCAAUCUCCCAUUCGGAUUGUCGCCUUCCACCUACCUCUUCAGAUAUUGGUGGUUUUGGUUUUUUUUUUUUUUCAGGAACACAUUUCUCCCCCCGAGUAACUCAACCCCAAAAACCAGUUUAAGCCCAAACAAAUCAUGUCAGCCGCUAAAAUGGACGUUGCACAGUCAACAGAGCAUAUGAUCGGAUCCUCCAGUAUGAAUCCAGUUCGUUUGGAUAGUAA